CGCCCUUGCAUUCAGACAGAUAAAGCGGAGCCCAUUUUUAAAAGCAGCUGAUAACAGCCCUGUUAUUGCAAUUUUUCAACUUCUCCACCGCUGGGCCAUCGUGUUAAUUUUGAAUUACAAGGUUGUUAACUCACACACGAGGGCAUCAGGUUUCAGGGAUCGUUCUCUCUGGCAGUGAUUUUAUAUUUUCAUCUGCUGAUAUGAUCUGCCAUUUCUCUCAUUUGUGAGAAAUGCCAGAUGCUCCUUAUGGAUGUGGAUACAAAAUGUAGCAACGAUACAUCGCUCCCUAUGUGCUAACAAAAAAAAAGCGCAGAGGACCUCAGCUCAUUUUACAAAUGGCCAGCAGAGUGUAUCUGUGACUGCAGCCUCUGUAAGCACUCCAAAGGUCCAGGCAGCUUUGAAUCCCUGGGAAAUUCCUGAGGAGUGUGUUCUUGUGGGACUAGAGUUUUGGCAGACAGGCCGCUAUGGCCCCAUUUGUAAAGGUCUGCUGAAGAAGAAAGAUGGACCCUCCUCUAGUGUGGUGGUUAAGUCCCUCCGAGAUGGACCCAACCAACCUGAAGCUAAGGAGUUUGUGCAGUGGGUGCUGUUCCAUGUCAGAGUGUGUAAACAUGAGAAUGUGGUGCAGAUGUUGUACUGUCAGACCAAACGUCUGCCCAUGUACCUGGUCUUAGACGCCUACAGCCCAGGCAACCUCCUUCACUUCCUCUGGUCACUCAAAAAUAGGAAUUCAAACAUUGCUGCUCCAUCGCAGAGCUUCUCUGAGAGAUCAGUUUUUCUGGUGGCAAAGCAGGUUGCAGCAGGAUUGGAUUACCUGAUGGCAGAGCACAGGCUGGUGCAUGGUGAUGUUGCUGCCAGGAACAUCUUAAUUGGCCCAGGCCUCUCAGCCCGAGUGUCUGGGCUGGGUGUUGCAUUUGGAGGACGCAAAAUGGAUUUGGCAACUAGAAAGAGGGCAGCAGAGGUGCCUCUUAAAUGGCAAGCUCCAGAGAGGAUCAUGAUGCAGUUCAGCAUUGACAGGAGCGACGUGUGGUCAUUUGGAAUCCUCCUGUAUGAGCUGAUUACUUUAGGCUCUCCUCCAUAUCCUGAGCUGGAGCCUCUGUCUGUGCUUCCAAAGCUACAAGAGUCUUAUCGAAUGAAGAGACCAGAGAACUGUGGAGAACCUUUGUAUGAUCUGAUGACGUACUGUUGGAUGUGGAGUUUCAAAGACCGACCUGCCUUCUCAUCCAUCAUAAAGCUGUUAGACUCCUCACUGCACCUAGCUGCUACUAAAGACAUUUGUGUUCCUGAUGAAAUGGACAUAUUUGAGUAUAACAGAAAGGCUGGACUGCUCUCGUAGUACAACCAUAUUUCAACACCCAUGUAAAGUGUGAUCUACAAUGACAGCCUAUAAUCUGUAACUUUAGGUUUUAGAUUCAGCAGAUUAAUCUAAAUGUUUAGACUGAAUUGGACUGAAUUGACUGUUAAGUUGCAGGAAAGUAUCUUACUUUGUACUUCCACAGUGAAAUAUUGAUGACAUGAUGAAUGAAGGAUGAAAGCAAGUA
This is a messenger RNA of Scomber scombrus (Atlantic mackerel), 1538 nucleotides long. RefSeq names its product tyrosine-protein kinase STYK1. Gene Ontology annotation, biological process: cell surface receptor protein tyrosine kinase signaling pathway; positive regulation of kinase activity; multicellular organism development. The transcript has 10 exons. The record is from RefSeq and is a predicted model, not a curated record. Lineage: Eukaryota; Metazoa; Chordata; Actinopteri; Scombriformes; Scombridae. Gene Ontology annotation, molecular function: transmembrane receptor protein tyrosine kinase activity; ATP binding. The coding region runs from base 251 to 1333 and encodes 360 amino acids. Gene Ontology annotation, cellular component: signaling receptor complex.